AACAUAGAAACCUUAAACGAAGUCGUAUGAUAUCCCAACUAACGGUUUUCGAUCGUUUGAAUUUCCGUGAGACCCAACGUUUCGAUAACGCCAUCAGUAACUCCGAUGGGCCAAGGCCAUGAACCCCCGGAAUCCCCACCGGCCGCCCCACCAUUAUUCCGCCGCAUACACGACCUGGACAACGCCGUCUCCUUCUUUAUCUACACUCUCACACGCCCCAUCGCCCCAAAACCCCUUCUCCGAUACCUAGAGCUUUUGGCGGACUUCCGAUUCUUCUUCCCAGUCUCCCUCGCCCUCUUCCUCGCCGCCCCCUCCUCCUCCCCUCUCCGACCUAACCUCCUCCUUCCCCUCCUCGUCUGCUCCCUUAUUGAUCUCCUUUUCAUCGCCCUCAUCAAAUUCCUCGUCCGCCGAUCCCGCCCCUCCUACUCCAACCACUCCCAAUACAACGCCGUCGUCCCCGUCGAUAACUUCUCCUUCCCUAGCGGUCACUCUUCCAGGGUCUGCUUCGUCGCUUCCGUCUUCUCCCUCUCCCGCCCCUCGCUCCUCGCCGAUCUCCACCAUCUGCGUGUGGCCUUGCUCGUGAAUCGCUGGUUCGGCGGAGAUCAGGCCCUCGCCGUUGAUAUUCUCAUCUCGGCCGUUUGGGCUUGGGCCGUGACCACUGUAAUUUCUCGCGUCGCUCUCGGGAGGCAUUACGUUAUCGAUGUCUUCUUUGGCGCGUGCUUCGGAGUCCUCGAAGCGUUCUUCACCUUCCGCCUUCUCGAAUUCCGAGGGUUGCUUUGAGGUUCUGAUGGAGAAAUUCGAACUUAUGCUACCCGAGGGUAAGCGUUCUUAAUUGGUUUCUAACAGAUAAUGAAGUCGUGAUUGGUUUGAGUACAUUGGCAUCUUGCUCCUUACCAGAUAAUUUUGGAGACCUUAAUUACUUUAGUUUAUCUCAACUCUACUUCAAAUUUGUUAAAAUUACU
This is a messenger RNA of Vigna umbellata (rice bean), 962 nucleotides long. Lineage: Eukaryota; Viridiplantae; Streptophyta; Magnoliopsida; Fabales; Fabaceae. The record is from RefSeq and is a predicted model, not a curated record.